This is a messenger RNA of Pipistrellus nathusii (Nathusius's pipistrelle), 1461 nucleotides long. The record is from the annotation of a GenBank genome assembly. NCBI's taxonomy places the organism in Eukaryota, Metazoa, Chordata, Mammalia, Chiroptera, Vespertilionidae.
AUGAACGGCUACGGCUCCCCGUACCUGUACGUGGGCGGCCCGGUGUCGCAGCCGCCGCGGGCGCCCCUGCAGCGCACCCCCAAGUGCGCGCGCUGCCGCAACCACGGCGUGCUGUCCUGGCUCAAGGGCCACAAGCGCUACUGCCGCUUCAAGGACUGCACGUGCGAGAAGUGCAUCCUCAUCAUCGAGCGGCAGCGCGUCAUGGCGGCGCAGGUGGCCCUCCGCCGGCAGCAGGCCAACGAGAGCCUCGAGAGCCUCAUCCCCGACUCGCUGCGCGCCCUGCCGGGACCCUCGCCGCCCGGGGACGCCGCCGCCCCGCAGCCGCCGACGCCGAGCCCGCAGCCGGCCCCGCCGCCGCGCCCCGCCGCCGAGCUGGCCGCCGCCGCCGCGCUGCGCUGGGCCGCCGAGCCCCCGCCCGGGCCGCUGCAGCCGCCGCUCGCCAAGCCCGACCUGGCCGAGGAGCGCCUCGGGGACAGCAGCCUGGCAGACGGCUCGGAGACCUUCAGCGACAAGGACGCGGACCCCAGGAGCUCCCCGGACGUGGCAAACGGCAAAGGCGGCUGCUUCGCGCCCGAGAGCCCCGAGGUGGUGCCGGUGGAGGAAGGUGGGUACCCCGCCGGCGGCCAGAAACACGGGGGCGCCUCGGACGGCCGCCCCGGCAGCCCCAAGUGCCCCGGGGAGCAGCAGAGCCACCUGCUCAUCGAGGGCCCCUCGGGCACCGUCUCGCUGCCCUUCAGCCUGAAGGCCAACAGACCCCCGCUGGACGUGCUGAGGAAGAUAUUCCCGCACCAGAAGCCCGCGGUGCUGGAGCUCAUCCUGAGGGGCUGCGGCGGGGACCUGGUGGGCGCCGUGGAGGUCCUGCUGUCCAGCCGGUCCUCGGGGUCGGCCGCCGCCGCCGAGCGGACUGCCGCGGCCGCCGCCGCCGCCGAGCCCGAGGGCCUCGUGUUGCCCGCCAACGGGCACCUCUUCGAGCACACGCUGGGCUCCUACCCCCUCUCCUCCUCCAAGUGGUCCGUGGGCUCGGCCUUCCGCGUCCCGGACACGCUGAGGUUCUCGGCGGACUCGGGCGGCGGCGUGGUGCCCGGCCCCCUGGCCGUGCCCCUGCAGCACCCGUUCCCCCAGCCGCCCCGCUACCCGCUGGUGCUGAGGAACAGCCUGGCCAGGAGCCAGGCCAGCCCCUUCCUGCCCAACGACGUGGCCCUGUGGAACACCAUGACGCUGCAGCAGCAGUACCAGCUGCGGUCCCAGUACGUCAGCCCCUUCCCGGGGGGCAGCAGCUCGGCCGCCAGCGUCUUCCGGAGCUCCCCCGUCCUGCCCGCGCGGGCCCCCGAGGACCCCCGGAUCUCCAUCCCCCCCGAGGAGGGGUGCCCCAUGGUGUCCAAGCAGCCCCUCUACACCGAGGACGACUACGACGAGCGAUCCGACUCCUCGGACUCCAGGAUACUCAACACGUCCUCUUAA